AUGCUCGCGCGAACGCUGCUCCUGCUCCUCGCGGCCGCCGCGCGCUCGAAGAGCUCGAAGAAGCACCGCGACAAGCCGACGAAGAAGCUGAACGUGCUCUGGCUCCUCGUCGACGACUUCCGCCCCCAGACCAACUUCUACGGCCAGGGCGACACGUCUACGCCGCGCCUCGACGCCUUCGCGGCGACGGCCAGAGUCUUCGACCGCGCCUACUGCCAGCUGAGCGUCUGCGCGCCGUCGCGCAACUCCUUCUUCACGGGCCGGCGGCCCGACAGCCUCCGGGUGUAUAAUUUUGUGGACCACUUCCGGAGCACGAGCCCCGAGGCCGUGCCGCUGCCCGAGUACUUCAAAAACCACGGCUACGUGACCUUGGGCGCGGGCAAGACCUACCAGCCGGGCAAGCCGCCGGCCUACGACGUCGGCCGGUCCUGGAGCGCCGAGCUGCCGUACCUGCCGCUGAUGAAGAAUCUGACGAGAUGCAGCCGGAAGAACGCGAAGAGCGGCCGCUUCCUCGACGUCUGCCCCGAGGACUUUGGCGAGGAGGCCUUCAUGGACCGCCUCACGGCGGACUACGCCGUCGAGGCCAUGCGCGUCGCGCGAAAAGUGGAAAAGCCGUUCUUCGUCGUCGCGGGCUUCUACCGGCCGCACCUGCGCUGGCACGUGCCCCGGGCCUUCUACGACCGGUAUAGUGGCACCCUGGGCACGCCCCUGCGGAGCCGGUCGAAGCCCUCGAACAUGCCCGACAUCGCCUGGGCCAACGAGGGCUGCCACACGAUGACGACCGAAGAACACGGGACCGUCGCGGUGUCCAUGGACCGGCCGCUGAAGCGGUCCAUGGUCGCCGAAUUACGCAAGGGCUACCUCGCCUGCGCGUCCUGGAUCGACGAGCUCGCGGGCCGCGUGCUCGACGCGGCCGACGCGGUCCCGUCGGCAAAGGCGGACACGGUCGUGCUCCUGAGCAGCGACCACGGCUUCCACCUCGGCGAGCAGGCGUCCUGGACGAAGCACACGCUCUUCGAGAUCGGGAGCCGCGUGCCCCUGGUCGUGCGCGCGCCGGGCGUGGCGCCCGGGCGGUCCCGCGCGCUCGUCGAGCUCACGGACGUCUACCGGACCUUCGCGGAUCUGGCGGGCCUCCCGGCGCCGGCGCGGGACGUCCAGGGCAAGAGCCUGGGGCCCCUGCUGCGGUCCGGCGCGCCGCACCGCAACUUCUCCGUGACGCAGUACCCGCGGUGCCCGCGCGACUACCGGAAGCAGUGGGACGCGAACUGCAAGCGGCUCACGGCGGCGGAGAUUCCCGUCAUGGGCUACACGCUGCGCGUGGACCAUUUCCGGUUCACGGAGUGGUACUACUGGGUCGCGGCGCCGGCGACGCGCGCGAACGAGCGCUUCGACCCGCCCGAGAAGGUCGUCGACAAAAAACGCAAACCGCUCGCGACGGAGCUCUACGCCCUCGACGACGCGCGGAUCAACGACUUCGACGGCCUCGAGCUCGCCAACGUCGCCGGCGACCCGCGCGCGGCCUGCGCGGUCGCCGCGCUCCGGGCCGCGCUCGCGAUCUUCCUCGAGUGCCAGCACGACGAAGCGGGCUGCGACGACCGCGUCGGCGCGGCGGCGUACCGCGGCUCGACAUGCGUCGACGCGACCACGCGCGCCGACCUGCGGCGGCGGCCCGGCGACGGCGCCGCGCUUUAA
Messenger RNA from Aureococcus anophagefferens, 1692 nucleotides. RefSeq names its product iduronate-2-sulfatase-like protein (gene ITS3). Gene Ontology annotation, molecular function: iduronate-2-sulfatase activity. The transcript has a single exon. The record is from RefSeq and is a predicted model, not a curated record. NCBI's taxonomy places the organism in Eukaryota, Pelagophyceae, Pelagomonadales, Pelagomonadaceae. Bases 1 to 1692 code for a protein of 563 amino acids.